Molecule: messenger RNA, 2137 nt
Organism: Phodopus roborovskii (desert hamster)
Lineage: Eukaryota; Metazoa; Chordata; Mammalia; Rodentia; Cricetidae
Gene: Prorp
Product: protein only RNase P catalytic subunit
Exons: 7
Coding region: 282-2042 (586 amino acids)
Biological process (GO): tRNA 5'-leader removal; mitochondrial tRNA 5'-end processing
Cellular component (GO): mitochondrion; mitochondrial ribonuclease P complex
Molecular function (GO): ribonuclease P activity; protein binding
Source: RefSeq, a predicted model, not a curated record
UGGAAUUAAUAGACGCCUCAGGAUUCCCCGUCCGUCUUCUGGUUUAGGGAUUGCUACUGGUGUUGGAGAGAUCCCGGGAUCACUGGUUAAUGGAGAGCUCUGUUAGCUUUCCUCGCCAUUAAAUCACUCCUAAAGCAUAAUCUUGAUGUGUUUGUAAGGGAAAAACAAAAGGUCUCCUUUUCAAGAAUUGCGGCUUCAGCUAUUGCCAACCUCGAAUCUCUUAAUUUUCCAUCGCAGAGUAGAGCUGUUUUGUUUUUAACCCUCAUUCAUCUCACUGCAGAAUGACCUGUUUGUCAGGUUUUCGGAACUUCCCAAAACUUUGGACGAGCACCCCUUACUUUGAGCUGGUGGUCCCUGCGACCUUUCCUGUCUCUUUCUUUCUCAUGGUUACCAGGAACCAACACAGAUGGUUUUCUGUUAAAACCACGUCCCCUCCAAAUAGCAAAUCAACGAACCUCCUGGUUGCCAAGGCUAGAACACUCAAGAAAGAAAAUGACAGCGAUAGGCAAAUUUCUUCUGAUCAUUAUUUUGCUGCUGGAGCAGCCAAGAUGAGGUCAUACUUAAAUAAUAACCCUCAGCAGAGAGAUCAUGCCAUGCCACGUGUGAGAAGCACUAUUGAACUUCCAACUAAACCCUUGAACUCCGAAGAGUGGGAUAAACUUAAAGAUGAUUUCAACGGGAAGGCCAGUUUUGAAGAAGGGGUCAUUUCACAGAUGGUUCACAGCUGUAGUUCUGUAGAUGUAGCUAAGUCUCUCCUGGCAUGGGUAGCAGCAAAGAACAAUGGAAUUGUAGGGUAUAAUUUACUUGUCAAGUAUUUGUAUCUCUGUGUCUUUCAUAAGGAAACAUCAGAAGUUAUUGAUGUCUAUGAAAUCAUGAAAGCCAAGUACAAAUGUUUAGAAACUGGGGCUAGCAGCAUUCUCAUCCGGGGUCUGAUCCACUCAGACAGAUGGAGAGAAGCCUUGCUGCUGUUAGAAGACAUGAAGAAAGUCAUGAUCCCUUCAAAAAGGAACUAUGGCGACUGUAUACAGGGAGCCCUCUUUCAUCAAGAUGUGAACAUGGCUUGGAGUUUGUAUCAGGAAUUGAUAGGUCAUAAUCUCACCCCUCUGUUGGAAACUUUGAAGGCCUUCUUUGAUUUUGGCCAAGACAUAAAUGAUGAUCACUAUUCGAACAAACUGCUGGACAUACUUUUGUAUCUAAGGAAUAAUCAGCUGUACCCUGGAGAGUCAUUUGCACACAGUAUAAAGACAUGGUUUGAAAGUAUUCCUGGAAGACAGUGGAAAGGACAGUUCACUACAGUUCAGAAAAGUGGCCAGUGUUCAAGCUGUGGUAGAGCCUUAGAGUCUAUUCAUCUGAGUCUAGAAGAAUAUGAAUUUCUCAAGGAGAAAAUCAUGAGGGAUGUGAUAGAUGGUGGUGACCAAUAUAAAAAGACAACCCCGCAGGAACUGCAGAGGUUUGAGAACUUUGUAAACUCCUGUCCUCCUUUUGAUAUUGUUAUUGAUGGCCUCAAUGUUGCAAAAAUGUUUCCUAAACGUCGUGAAUCUCAAACUCUCCUGAAUGUAGUCUCUCACCUAGCCCAGAAGAAUCUACAGCUGCUGGUCCUGGGCCGGAAGCACAUGCUAAAGCCAAGCUCUAGGUGGAAAGAGGAUGAGAUGGAGCAGGUGCAAAAGCAAGCCCAUUGCUUUUUUGCUGAUAACAUAUCGAAGGAUGAUCCAUUCCUGCUCUACGCCACCCUGAACUCAGGCAAUCACUGCAAGUUUAUCACGAAAGAUCUGAUGCGGGACCACAAGGCCUGCCUGCCUGACGCGCACACCCAGCGCCUCUUCUUUAAGUGGCAGCAGGGACAUCAGCUGGCAAUCGUGAAAGGUUCUCCAAGGUCAAAACUGACUUUCCAGCAUACUCUCAGCUAUGACACAGUGGUGCAGACAACGGGAGAUUCCUGGCACAUACCUUAUGAUGAAGACCAGGUGCAGAGAUCUUCUUAUGAAGUGCCAACCAAAUGGCUGUGCCUCCAGCGGAAGACGCAGGCGCCUGCUCCGUGCUGAAUUGGUACUGGACGCCUCCUGGCUGGUAGCAGAGCCCUGCCGUCCAUGCUAACUUCAGGCAUGACCUUUGUCUUGCAAAUAAAACAAUCUUAGUA